AUGGGUUUCCGCGUUAAAGCUCUUGCAGUGGCUGCUCUGGCUACCCUCAGCCAGGCUUCACCAGUCCUUUAUCCUCGCGAUGUCACAAGCUCAAACAUCACCUAUGCUUUCACCAACACCAACGGGCUGAACUUUACCCAGAUGAACACCACCCUCCCCAAUGUAACCAUCUUCGCAACAGGCGGCACAAUCGCAGGCUCUGCGUCCUCCAAUACAGCAACGACGGGCUACCAAGCCGGCGCACUGGGAAUCCAAACUCUCAUCGAUGCAGUGCCCGAGAUGCUCUCCGUCGCCAACGUCGCCGGUGUCCAGAUCUCCAACGUCGGCAGCCAAGACAUCACAUCCUCCAUCCUGCUGGAGAUGGCGCACCGCCUGAACAAGGUCGUCUGUGAGGACCCCCUCAUGGCCGGUGCAGUCGUGACACAUGGCACAGACACCCUCGAAGAAACAGCCUUCUUCCUCGACGCCACGGUCAACUGCGGAAAGCCCAUCGUCAUCGUCGGCGCCAUGCGCCCCGCAACCGCCAUCUCCGCCGAUGGACCCUACAACCUCCUGCAGGCCGUCACUGUAGCAAGCACCAAGGAGGCAAAGAACCGGGGCGCGAUGGUGGUCAUGAACGACCGCAUCGCGUCAGCGUACUAUGUCUCCAAGACGAACGCCAACACAAUGGAUACCUUCAAAGCCGUGGAAAUGGGCUACCUGGGCGCCAUCAUCUCAAACUCCCCCUUCUUCUACUACCCCGCCGUGCAACCCACCGGCAAGACAAGCGUGGACGUAACAACCGUCACCUCCAUCCCCCGCGUCGACAUCCUCUACUCCUUCCAGGACAUGACCAACGACACUCUAUACUCGAGCGUCGAGAACGGCGCCAAGGGCGUCGUUGUGGCUGGAUCUGGGGCUGGUUCAGUCGACACUGUCUUCUCGACCGCUGUCGACGAGAUCAUCAGCAACCAGGGGAUUCCGAUCGUGCAGAGCACGAGGACGGGCAACGGCGAGGUGCCAUACUCCGCUGAGGGCGGCAUCUCGAGCGGGUUCUUGAACCCGGCCAAGUCGCGUAUCUUGCUUGGCUUGCUGCUUGCGGAGGGGAAAAAGGGCGUUGAGGAGAUUCGGGCCGUGUUUGGGAAAGUUGCUGUUUAG
This is a messenger RNA of Aspergillus mulundensis, 1137 nucleotides long. Its product is annotated as asparaginase ahrA. Bases 1 to 1137 code for a protein of 378 amino acids. The transcript has 2 exons. NCBI's taxonomy places the organism in Eukaryota, Fungi, Ascomycota, Eurotiomycetes, Eurotiales, Aspergillaceae. The record is from RefSeq and is a predicted model, not a curated record. Gene Ontology annotation, molecular function: asparaginase activity.